ACAAAAAUGGAAUGUAUCUUUUAAAAAGUGCGAAAAAUUAUUGGAAGAAUAACGAGAAAGAAAUUGUUAAAACAACGAACUGGCAGUCGACUGUAGUUACGAUUAACGUGAAAUUCAAUUAGACGAAAAUUAUCGAACACCAGAAGAGGUGUGAACGAAGCCGAUAAUCAAGACCAAUCGAAAUUAUAAAACAUGACUUAUUCCAACCGCUCAUUGCUAAUCACGUGACUCGGAAGCGGUGAUUCAACCGUGUAGAAGUGCUUCGCGCUGAGCUGUCUUUAUAAUCUAAGUAACUAUCGUUGGUAGAAUGUACGGAGCAAAUGUUGAUAGUUCUUCGAGUCGGUGUUCAACGCCUCGUCGGGAUUUCGAAAAUGAGGAGCCAUCUUCGGAUGUUGCGACGGGUCCGAAGCAUGUGGCGCAACUUCUACGUUCCUGGAUCCUUCGGUUAAAAGCAAGCGGCGAGGCAGAAAAAUUCCCGUUCGAGAUGGAGGAGAAGCCGAUACCGAAACCUAGAUCGGUGAUGCCGGAGCGGCCGGUACCAGCACCGAGGAGGUUGCUGCCUCCAAUGUUACCGGCGGCCCGGUUCAACAGCCACAGCGAUUCCAGUCAAUCGGAGAAAAGCGACGAUUCGAAAUCGAACCCGGAGAUACGUACGACGAACAAUGAAUUUUUUCGCACGUUGAGCACCAGUUCUCGCCAGUUGAAAGACGAGAUGACGACGAAGGGUCGGGCGGUGAUAUCCAGCACGAAGAACGUUAGUAUACGAUUAGAGAAAUCGGUGAAAAACCUUCUGACCCGUCGAUUGACCUCGUUGAAUCAAGACGAUCUCCUCCGUGACAAUUCAGCUAUUAACAAGAAGUACAAAGAUCCAGUGGAGGAUGAGAGAUGCACCUCGAUGCCGGCCGACGAUAUAUUCAGCAGCAUCUCGUUCUACAGUCCUCUGAACAGUAAUCUGAGAAGCGUCAGAAACGAGGAGGAUCUUUCCGGGACGCGGCACAGUCCACCACCUCCUGCAUAUCCUCCUCCUCCGCAUCCUGACGAGUCUAUCUACGACGAACUGCAGUCCGUCACGUCGGGCAGCAGUCGAUACGACACGAUCAGCUCGACCAUCUCUGACAAAGUCGACAGGGACUUUCCCGAGUCGUUCGAUCUCCUCAGUUUCGCUCUUAAUCAGGCCAGUGAUUCAGACCAGAGCUUGAACCUGUCCGAUGUUAACGUGGCUCUCUCGCAAGACAAAUCGGACGUCAAGAGAUUAUCCAGAUCCGAUUCCUGGACCUUCUAUGACGCUGCACCGGUAGGCAAAUCCGAGUGUCUCGACGAGCUGGACAGGAUAUCUAGCGCGGAGGAGGACACAGACGUGCCUCUUCUCGAUCGACGAUCCUUGGCGUCCAAUGAGAGUCAAACGUCGAUUCAGAACUCUCUGUACGAAAAUCUGUUGCCGCGGAAGGUGCAAGAGGAGAAAGAGACAGCGCCGAACACCUCGGAGGGCAGACAGAACAGUAAAUCUUUAUUGUUCGAGUUCGAUCCGUUCGCGAAGACCUCCAAUGAGAACGUUUACAGCAACUUCGAGAACAACGAUCUGAUGUUACUAGAGACUUUGUUGGCUACCAACGACUCGCCGAGCAGUGCUGGUAGUAUCCUGGAUUUUCAAGAGGCGAUCGAGACCGAGGAGGAGCAGGAGAACGAAGCGGAAGAAGAGAACGUAGAACGAGUUUUGUCGGUGCCGCCGGAACCCCCGAAGAGAUUCGAUUCCCUGCCGAAAGACGAAUACGACGACGUGACAGAGAUUGUCUCGCAGCCUGACAAAAUUUCCACGGGAAAGAAUCCCGCUCUGCUACCGAAAUUGGCGCAUCUUGUCACGCGGAAACAACCCGCUGUUCCGCCUAGAAAACCGACACCGAAAAGUCGUUCUACCGAUGCGCCACUUCCACCUCCUCCACCUUCGUCGUCGUCCUCGACGCCGUCAAAGACCGUGACCGCCGAUGCUGGAUCACCAGUCACGAGUACAGCAAUGGCGAACACAACCACCGACGAGGCACCGAGUCCUCCUGGAAGAAAGGCCACGGAGGAGCAGCACAGACGCGUGGGCGUGAUCCAGAAAUUGAAAAAAUUGAGGCACGAGUCCGGGGGCCACGGGAUCAGGCCGAACGUGAUGAGUUUCGUGAAGAGCGGCAGUAAAUUGCUGUCCAGAAAUCGUGACCAUAGCGGCGGUGUGUCGGUCGUGAAAUCGACGAAACUGGAAAGGCCAAGGGUGAACGAUCUGCAGAAUCUGGCGACGCACCGGGGGAUCGUUUACAGGACCGGUGCUGGUAUAGAAAGGGCGAAGGAUCUGGUACCGAGGGCAGCGGUCUUGGCCGACCAGAAGCUCUCCUUUUACACCGAUAAGGGCAUGUCUACUUUGAAGGAGGUCAUUCACCUCGAGACAGUGUACAGCAUUCAUCUUCUGCAGGACGUCAAGGUAGUUGAUGGCGAAACAGUACAUUGCAUAGCAAUUAGCGGCGAAGGAAGACCGAGUGUGCACGUAUUCUACGCGAAAGGUAUCGCAGAACGAAGGAUUUGGGCCCAGAGAAUAUUGGAGGCCGUUACUUCGGUCUUUCCCACGAAAUACACGGCCGAACUGACGAGAGCAGGAUGGGCCUACUUAAAGGAAGGCGUAACAGGUACGUGGUUUCCGGCUUGGGUUCUCCUGCAUCAACGAAAUUUAAUUUACACGAAGUCUCUGGACCCUUUCAUGGCCAUAACUUUCGGAGAACUUGAUCUUCGGAAAGCACGAUGUAUUGUUUUACGAGAACAGGAAGGACCGAAUUCCGGUGCCGGUGCCGGUUCCGUUCCGGUAGUGGUCGUCGACGCAGGUGGCAGCGGUGCACUGCAUGUGGCUGCACCAGGGACUCACGAAGGAUCUGCAUGGAGACAUGCACUUUAUCAAGCUGCUACUACCUGUGGCUCUGCUUUGGAGGAGCAGCAACUAACGCAGGACAACGUGCCUGUGAUCCUUGACAAGUGCAUCAAUUUUAUUUAUGCUCAUGGUAUCAUGUCAGAGGGUAUUUACCGUCAGAAUGGGUCCAAUAGUGCUGUGGUUAAAUUAUUGGAGGCCUUCCGUCACGACGCAUGGGCUACGCAAAUUACGAGAAGCGCAUAUACGGAGCACGAUGUCGCCACGGUUCUCAGAAGGUUCCUCCGUGAUUUACCGAAUCCAUUGUUCCCCCCUAACAUUCACGAUCGGCUUUGUUUCACCUCAGAAAACGUGAAUGAGAACGAACGAGUAUUGGCAUACAGAAAGUUACUAUCCACGCUGACUUCUAUACCUGCGGCGACGAUCAGGAGGAUUCUUGCUCACCUUCACUGCUUGAGUCAGCAGAGUUCCAAGAACCUGAUGACCUGUGAGAAUCUUUCCGCGAUCUGGGGACCAACGUUAAUGCACGCCGGCGAGAACAGCGCCGAGGAGUGGAACAGGGCGGAGACCAGGGUGAUAGGCGAUCUGAUAAAGCUCUAUCCAAAAUUGUAUCAAUUAACAGCCGCGGAUUUGGCGAAAGAGGCGAGAAUCUUAGAGGUUUUGCAAAAGCAUCACGGAUCGAACAACGGUCUUCGCGGAGCACCAUCGGGUGAUCUCAAGAUUUGGAUAUACAUCUUCUCGAGAGAAGGGGAAUGCGUCAAUGUGACCAUUGGACCACAAAAGACUGCAUUCGACGUGUGCCAGGAACUGGCGGAAAAAACCAAUAUGCCAACGCAUGAAUUAUGUUUGGAGGAGUAUACAUUGUCUGGUGCACUGGAAAGACCGCUGCAUCAUAGAGAGCGUGUCCUCGAAGCAGUGGCGAGGUGGGGAUACUGGGAUUCUGAGGAUAGGAAGGACAACGUCCUCAUACUUAAAAAAGAUCGGCUGUACAAGGAUAUAGCACCUCUGAUAAAACCACCAAUGACAACAUCUGGUGAACUUAAAUUCGCUGAUACAAAGUCGAAAAAUUUUAAGAACUACCUCUUUGAAUUUAGUCACGCGAAACUUUAUUGUUACAAAGAUAAGGUCUGUGCAAAUGUAUUGUAUGAAUGGAAAGUAGAAGAUAUCAUUUGGUAUUUAGGCCACGAGCCAAAGCGGAAUCCACAGACAGGAUGGUCUAUCACAUUCAUAGCAAAAAAUAAAAAACCAACUAGGUGUAAAGAAAGUCCAUUUUUCGGAAACACUUUAGCAGGAUCGUUGAAAGAGGAGCAGCACAAAUGGUUAGCAGCUAUGGUCUUUGGAGAAUAUCAGCUGAAUGUCCGACCUCCUUCAGUCAAUCUUAUGGAACCAUAAAUGAUUAACUUAUUUU
Habropoda laboriosa is the source of this 4301-nucleotide messenger RNA. RefSeq lists its product as uncharacterized. The record is from RefSeq and is a predicted model, not a curated record. Lineage: Eukaryota; Metazoa; Arthropoda; Insecta; Hymenoptera; Apidae. Gene Ontology annotation, biological process: positive regulation of GTPase activity; signal transduction. Gene Ontology annotation, molecular function: phosphatidylinositol-3,4,5-trisphosphate binding; GTPase activator activity. Bases 308 to 4285 code for a protein of 1325 amino acids. The transcript is spliced from 13 exons.